UCCAAAAAUUUGCUAAGAAUACUAAUUCUAGCAAUAUUCCUCAGUUCAUCUAUUCCUGCACAGUCUUACUACUGUGAAGAUCAACUGGUGGCAGCACUUCCCAUGGAGGCAUUCAAGAGCUCAUCGAGAGCCUCCGACAGCCAGUCCCCACACUUGGCAAGGUUGAAUAGGAGGCAAGGUCGGGGUGGAUGGUCCCCACACAGGUCAGAUCCAGAGCCAUGGCUGCAACUGGAUCUGGGGGAUCGAAUGGAGGUGACAGGAAUUGCCACACAGGGCCGCUGGGGCAGUUUAGAUUGGGUGAGGCAGUUUCAGCUGCAAUACAGCGACUCAGGCAGGACCUGGAGAGAGUACAGACAGGACAACAUACUCUGGACAUUCCCAGGAAAUACAGAUGCAGAUACAGUGGUCCAGCACAAACUGCCUCACUCCAUCAGAACCCGAUUCCUGCGUCUGCAGCCCCUGCAGGGAAGCCCCACUGGGGGACUGGGUCUAAGACUAGAAGUAUAUGGCUGCACUUACAAGUCAGAUGUGGCAGAUUUUGAUGGCCGCAGUUCCCUACUCUACCGGUUUAACCAGAAGUCCACAAGUACGGUGAAGGAUGUGAUCUCACUACGAUUCAGGAGCAGGCAAGCAGAAGGAGUUCUGGUUCAUGGCGAGAGCCAGAGAGGAGAUUACAUUACUCUAGAACUGCAACGUGGCCGACUGGCAUUACACCUCAACCUAGAUGAUGCUAAGCUCCCCUCCAGAGGCCAGCACUCUUUGGUGACACUGGGCAGCCUUCUGGAUGAUUAUCACUGGCACUCUGUCCUGAUUGAGCGCUUCAACAAGCAGGUCAAUUUUACCAUAGACCAACACACACUCCACUUUCAUACCAGAGGUCAGGGGGACUCUUUGGAGGUAGACUAUGAGCUCAGUUUUGGGGGGAUCCCUUUGCCGGGUAAACCAGGGACAUUUGUGAGAGAGAACUUCCAUGGCUGCAUGGAAAACCUCUACUAUAACGGAGUCAACGUCAUUGACAUGGCCAAAAGACGCAAGCCGCAGAUUUACAGUGUGGGAAAUGUGACAUUCUCCUGCUCUGAAUCUCAGCCUUUCGCCGUGACAUUCCUCAGUUCCAGUUCCGGCUUCCUGGAGCUUCCUGUUGAAUUUGGAUCGGCAGGUUUUUCCCUACGUCUCCAGUUUCGCACCUGGAACCCAGAAGGGUUGUUGUUUUACCUCCCACUCUCUCGCAAUCCUGAACACCUCACACUCCUUCUCCAGCUUCACGAUAGUUUGAUGCACCUUUCCCUCCAAGGGUUAUCUGAUGGAACAGUCUUUACUGGGAACAGUUUGAAUGAUGGACAAUGGCACUCAGUGGCAGUAGAGGUCAAGGGAUCUCAGAUGUCUCUUGCAGUUGACAACCAGAGGCCUGUUGUCAUGGAAAACAUUCAGUCCAUCAGUGUGCAGAAAGCAGACAUCUUCCUUGGAGGGUGCCCCACAUCCCAAAAUGCUGACUGUGAGAAUCCAACUCUUGGAUAUCAGGGUUGUCUUCGUCUUCUCUUCAUCAACAACCAUCCCAUUAACUUCCUCAGAGUUCAGCAGGAUAAGCUGGGUAACUUCAGCCAGUUGGGCUUUGAUGUCUGCAGCAUCCGGGACAGGUGUCUGCCUGACUUCUGUGAACAUGGAGGUCAUUGCUACCAAACCUGGGAUCAAUUCCACUGUAACUGCUCUGGAACAGGUUACACCGGAGCUACUUGCCACAACUCAAUUUAUGAGCGCUCAUGUGAAGCGUAUCGAAAAACAGGAAGUCCAUCAGGGCUGUUCAGCAUUGAUCCGGAUGGUAGUGGGCCUCUGGAACACACACAAGUGAACUGCUCUAUGGCAGAGGACAAAGUGUGGACAGUCGUUGGCCACGAUUAUGCCCAGCCUGUCACUGUCCGUGGGUCCACUCCUCGUAGUCCAUAUGUUCUCAUCUUCAACUAUUCUGUUUCUCCUUACCACCUCCGUUCCUUGGUGGCUUCAUCAGAAUAUUGCCAUCAGAAAGUCACCUACCGCUGUAGAAAGUCUCGCCUUUUCGAUACCUGGGAUGGCACUCCCCUGUCUUGGUGGUUAGACAGGGAUGGGGUGAAGAGGACAUACUGGGGUGGUUCCCUCCCUAGCGUGCAGCAGUGCUCCUGUAGUCUUGAGGGCAACUGCAUGGAUAUGAACUACUUCUGCAACUGUGAUGCUGACCAAGACACAUGGGCAAAUGAUACUGGCCUGUUGUCUUACAAGGACCAUUUACCUCUUAGUGAGAUCGCUAUUGGCGACACAAACAGAACUGGCUCAGAGGCUGUUUUCCAGAUUGGACCGUUGCAUUGCUAUGGCAACAGAUUUCUGUGGAAUUCGGCAUCAUUUUAUCAAGAAUCAUCUUACUUACAUUUCCCCACUCUACAAGCUGAGUUCAGCAUUGACAUCUCUCUCUUCUUUAAGACGAGCACACCUUUUGGGGUGUUUCUAGAGAAUGUAGGGAUCCAAGACUUCAUCAGGCUGGAGCUGAGCUCUUCAUCUACCGUGACCUUCACCUUUGAUGUUGGAGAUGGCCCAGUCGUUUUGACGGUCAGGUCACCUGUGCCCCUGAAUGACAGGCAGUGGCACUACAUACACGCAGAGCGCAAUGUUAAGGAAGCAUCACUACAGGUGAACCAACUGCCCCGUCAGAUCUUGGAGGCUCCAUCUGAGAGUCACUACCGACUACAGCUAAACAGCCAACUGUUUGUGGGUGGAACUGCCUCCAGACAGAAGGGCUUUCUGGGAUGCCUGCGUGCAUUGACUGUGAAUGGUGUGACUCUUGACCUCAAUGAGCGGGCAAAGACCACCCCAGGAGUGAGCUCAGGGUGCCCAGGCCACUGCCACAGUGACAGCCUAUGUGACAAUGGAGGAAGAUGCAUUGAGAAGAAUAAUGGCUAUGCUUGUGACUGCUCACAGACAGCCUUUGACGGUCUACACUGCACGACAGCUGUCUCAGCCGCUUUCGAGAGCGGAUCUUCCAUUACCUACACCUUUCAGGAGCCCUUCUCUGUCAUGCUAAACCAGGAUGUCAAGCAGGGAUUUAACGACGAACAUGGUGAAUGCAUCAAAUGCCGUGAGAAUGUGGGUUUUGGAUUCCAGACCAGACAUGCUCCCACUCUGUUGUUGUCAGCCCAGUCCCACAACCAGCGCUAUAUGGCUAUAACCCUAACACACAACGGCACAUUACAGAUCUGGUACCAACUUGGUGAAAAAGGAAGUCCUGACAUUUUCAACCCAAAUUCUGUUAGUUUAGCCAAUGGAGAAUUUCACUGGGUCCGGAUCAGUCGUGAGGGUCAGGAGGUUUAUGUUCAGAUUGACAAUGAUGUAACCCAGCACUAUAGUCUUCCUCCAGGCUCUGAACCAAGCCAGAUGAGCACCAUUACUCUGGGUAAAAUCCAAGGGAACAACGUAAUGGAUGAUGAAGUAGUCAAGGCAGGAUCAAGAGGUUUCAUCGGCUGCUUGUCCUCCGUCUGGUUCAAUCAGGCUGCUCCUUUGAAGGCUGCCCUAAAGAACAAUGGAGGUUCCUUGGUUAGCGUAUCUGGACGAGUGAUUGAGUCAAAUUGUGGGACACCAUCAGUUCUGAAUUCUCCAACCACCACUCAUUCAUUGUCAGAUGACUCAGCAAAAGGUGAUAGAGGCAAAGAGCCACUCAAAAAGGCUGAACAGGAGUACUCGGCUCUUAUCGGAGGUGUGGUUGCCGGUGUGGUGUUCAUCACUCUUUGCGCAAUGGCGGUGGUGAUCAGGUUUCUGUAUCGUCACUGGCGAUCUCCAGCACAACCGGCUAUCAGUGGGAAGGGUCACCAGCCCAGUUUUGAACACCCCUACCGGACCGAACUGGACCUCCACAAACCGAACCGGAACAGCAAAGAGUAUUACAUCUGA
Chanos chanos (milkfish) is the source of this 3909-nucleotide messenger RNA. It is a transcript of the gene cntnap5l, whose product is annotated as contactin associated protein family member 5 like. NCBI's taxonomy places the organism in Eukaryota, Metazoa, Chordata, Actinopteri, Gonorynchiformes, Chanidae. The record is from RefSeq and is a predicted model, not a curated record. The transcript has 24 exons. Bases 103 to 3909 code for a protein of 1268 amino acids.